This is a messenger RNA of Drosophila willistoni, 1420 nucleotides long. It is a transcript of the gene Ktl, whose product is annotated as BTB/POZ domain-containing protein KCTD12. Lineage: Eukaryota; Metazoa; Arthropoda; Insecta; Diptera; Drosophilidae. The record is from RefSeq and is a predicted model, not a curated record. The transcript has a single exon. Bases 342 to 1034 code for a protein of 230 amino acids. Gene Ontology annotation, biological process: protein homooligomerization.
CUGGAGGCCAACAGUUCGACACGAGAGCUCAGCGAGUGCGGACGCGUGCAACGGAUGGAACACAGCGAGAAAUCAUAAAACGAAAACGAACUGAAAGUUUGAAAAAUAGUAAACACAACACAAACACACACACACACAAUAAAUGUGAAAAAGGUGAAAAGUGACAACAAAUCUGAUAAAUACAAUCGUAUUGUGUGAAAGUUUUUCUAUAAUUGGCAAUAGAGGGGAUUGCCAUAUGCGUUUUGGUGGCCAACACAAGGAGCCACAGAAAUUAAGCGGAAAUCAUCCAGCCGAAAAAUCUUAACCUCCCCUCCUCCUUCGAGUCCAAUUUGCUAAGCAAUAUGCCAGAAAUCAUUGAGCUGAAUGUUGGCGGUGUCAACUAUACGACAACACUGGCCACUCUGCUACAGGAUAAGACAACGCUGCUUCACGAACUCUUCGCCGAGGCCACGGGACGCGAUGCCUUGGCCAAGGAUAGCAAGGGCCGCUACUUCCUGGAUCGGGAUGGUGUACUCUUCCGUUACAUUCUGGACUUUUUGCGUGACAAGGCCCUGAAUUUACCAGAAGGUUUUCGGGAACGUCAGCGCUUAUUACGGGAAGCGGAGCACUUCAAGCUGACGGCAAUGCUGGACUCUAUAAAGGGCGAACGGGAUGCCCGGCCUCCGGGCUGUAUUACAAUUGGCUAUCGGGGCAGCUUUCAGUUUGGCAAGGAUGGAUUGGCCGAUGUUAAAUUUAGAAAACUAUCACGUAUCCUUGUGUGCGGCCGUGUGGCCCAGUGUCGUGAAGUUUUCGGUGACACACUGAAUGAGUCCAGGGAUCCGGAUCAUGGUGGUCCAGAUCGUUAUACCUCGCGUUUUUUCCUCAAGCACUGUUUCAUCGAGCAAGCCUUUGAUCAUCUGCAUGACCAUGGCUAUCGUAUGGCCGGUAGCUGUGGAUCCGGAACCGCUGGCUCGGCGGCAGAGCCAAAGCCUGGUGUGGACACUGAGGAGAAUCGAUGGAAUCAUUACAAUGAGUUUGUCUUUAUACGGGACUAAAUCAGGCGAGAGAUUCGCUCUCUAACACACACACACACGCAAACAAAGAAACACACACUCCUUGUAUGUCUCCCACCACUUCACUUUAUCUGUUAUUUGUGGAUUCUGUUUUAAACAAAAUCAAAGCAUCAAAGGAUAGCAAGAACAGCAACAGCAACAGCAUUUGCCAUCUGGCAUCGAUAUCCUGGCAUCGACCUUGGCAUAAUGUGGUCUCAAGUUGGCUGACGGAAAUGGCAGCCAAAAAAACGGGAACUCAAACUCAUUUAAUGUGUCUCAACCCACCUUUCCACUUACAAAUGGGAACAUUUUCAAUGUACAACUGAUCCAACUAUAAAUGGAAGAAAAAAAACAACACAAACAAAAAUUCAGUAUUACAAUUAUUAUUU